CCAUAGGGCGGCAAGGUACUGCACAUAAUUUCCCCUUUUCUCUUCUCUGCUUUCCCUCGGAGCAAUGGUGAUUACUGGGGACAGGUCGGAGAUUGUGUUCUUUGAUUUGGAGACGAUAGUACCGACCCUGCCCGGGCAGGGCCACGCGAUAGUGGAGUUCGGGUCCAUACUAGUUUGCCCCAGGAAGCUCGUUGAGCUGGAUAGUUACUCCACUCUGGUCCGACCCGCUGAUCCUUCUCUCACGUCCAACCUCUCCGUCCGCAGCAAUGGAAUCUGCAAAAGCAACGUUGAGUCUGCGCCCACUUUCGCUGACAUUGCUGACAAGGUCUACGACAUUCUUGAUGGGAGAAUAUGGGCAGGCCACAACAUAAUGAAGUUCGACUGCCCGCGGAUUCGUGAGGCUUUUGCUGGGAUAAGUAGGCCUGCUCCAGAACCUAAGGGAACAAUAGACUCACUUGCCCUGUUGACCCAAAGGUUUGGACGAAGAGCUGGAGAUAUGAAGAUGGCAUCUCUUGCUACUUAUUUUGGUCUUGGGCGACAAACACACAGGAGUUUAGAUGAUGUUCGAAUGAAUCUUGAAGUUCUGAAGUACUGUUCGACUGUACUGUUCUUGGACGGGCCGACGGGGGUAGUAUGACUUAUGAGACAUGCUCUUGAAGAGUCUUGCUUUAAGACUUGAGUCUAGCCUGCCCAACAUUUUCACAGAGAAUAGUUGGAUUUCUCCUAAUGCUACCACGAGAAGCCGUAGUAAAUCUUCUCCACAGGGGACAAGCCUCAGUCCAAGCACUCCCUCAACCGACCUUAAAGAAAAUCUGAUACAUUCAGUGAUAAUUAGGGAAGCUACAGAUCAUGAUGUUUCAUCACAGACAUCUUUAAGUGGAAAGAUAGAGGUUCAAGAUGUUGUUGAAUCCAGUUUUUCUAUGCCAGACCCUUUUAACAUGGGCCGACUUCUUGAUGAAAUCGAAGGAGAACCACUCCAAUCAGAAGAUGACAAAAGUGAUGAUGAAUGUUGUUCUUCUGAUGUGUCAUCCAUAGAAACUAAAAAUGAGCUUCCCAGGGGUCGCUCUGAGUUCUUGGAAUUGAAUAAAAUUUCUAUACCUUAUCUUUCUGUAACCCUUGUUCCAUUUUAUCGUGGAACUCAAAAAAUAAAAGUACUACAUCAUGAUGCUGAGUUGAAGAUUUGUCGUAAAAACUUGAAAGUUCGUUUUGGAAUUAGUACAAAAUUUCUUGAUUAUGCUGGUCGACCACAGAUGAACUUUGUGGUGAACGCAACACACGACCUCUGCCAGAUCCUGGAUGCGAUCAAUACUCGCGCCCAGAAGCUUUCUGUUGAUUCAGGUAGCAGCUCUGAAUGGAGGCCUAUAGUUUCCAGAAAGCCUGGCUAUGAAAUUUUCCCUACUGUCCGAUUUCAGUUACCCGCCAUAUUAAAUGGAGAUAUUAUCUGCUGGGCCACAGAGAUAUAUCACAAGGAAACGUCAACUGCACAAAAGUUGGCAUGCAGCAGAUUUGACAAUGCAGAACUAGAUGCCUUAGUGACUCCAGGAUCUCUUGUGGAUGUCUAUUUCUCAUUGGAUGCAUAUGACUAUUUACAAUUUGCUGGUUUCCGCUUAGUUGCGAAGAAGAUUUUUCUGCACCAGAACAAGAGAUCAUCAGGAGGCUCAAAAGUGUCUAGUUAAACUCUGCAAAAUUCUCAUUUUGCAUCAAGUGCCAUGAAGACAUUUGAUGAUUCUGCACCAUAAGUCUGUGCAAAAUUACCUUUUUGCAUCCAAUCAAACGCCUCCUGAUAACCCUCCAUCCCUUGACUGAUGCGUCAAGUGUCAUGAAGACGUAUAAGAAUGAACUGUCUUCAUGAACUUUGAAUUCCAGAAGUGAUCCAGGUUUAGUUUAUUUCACAGUACUCAAGAACCGGGGCAUAAAUCUAUAGGACUCUUGUGGGUUUCCUCUGAGCUUGUGCAAUUUCUUAUCUACUGCUCUCCAUGCUUUUAUGUAGCCUAUUUAACACCGUACUCAUCUAGCAUAUCUGUCAUUAUAUUUGUUGCAUUAUAUAUGGUAUUGGCAUCCACUAAUUUAGACUCGAUGCAAUCUGCGAUCAAACUAGAUGAUGCAUGCAUUUGUGCUAUUCAUCCAACCUCAAUGCUGCACGUGUGCAUGUUGAUGAACUUUGCAACAACAAAUCUUCUAGAUGUUUUGGUCUUUUUAGAUUGUAU
Cuscuta epithymum is the source of this 2207-nucleotide messenger RNA. Lineage: Eukaryota; Viridiplantae; Streptophyta; Magnoliopsida; Solanales; Convolvulaceae. The record is from the annotation of a GenBank genome assembly.